UAUUGUUUUCACUUGUUGCUGAAAAAAGAAAGAUAUUCUCCAAUCUCCACUAAUCAAAUAAAUAAUUAAAUACUAGGAAAUUAUUGUUAUUAUUAUUUGUUCUUUCACUUUUCUUCUUCUGACAAGUUGCGUUAACCAAUCUUUCUGAGCAUUUCAUGUUUCAUGCGAUUAGUUUGUUUUACAUUUGUAUAUAGUUUCUACACUUCAGAUUCCAAUUCUUGUUUCUGUGUUUUUCCCAGAAUAUAACUCUUUACUUGGAUUCAACGCUUUCUUCUUGUUUUCUCAGUUCCUAGUAUUUGUUCUGUACAAUUACCAUUGAUUUGUGAGGUUUUGAUUUUGAUUGAGAAAGCUUAAACUUCAUUAUAUCAGAAUGGUUUCUGUUGAUAAUGGUAAAGAUGAAAUUGAGGAAUGUAAUAAUGGAAGCAUAACAAAAGAGUUUGAUUCCAUAGACAUUUCAUCUUCUCGAAGAACAUUGGUGACCGGAGAAAAUCCCGGGAGAAAGUUCCCGGGGACGUUGAAUUCUAUUCCUAACAGGAUCAGCUUCUUGAAUCUUGGUUCUGCAUCUGCUAAAUUUAAGCGGCUCGCAACUCAGAUGGACCAGGCUUCACAAGCCGUCCCUACUCCUAGUUCGCGUAGCAUAAGAGAACGGUUCAGUGGCAUGUUUGCUAAGAAACUUGAUUGGGGUUCGAUUAAGAAGAUGUCGGUAGAAUGGAUUAGGAAUCCGAUGAACAUGGCACUUUUCGCGUGGAUCUUAUGUGUCGCUGUUUCGGGUGCGAUCCUGUUCCUUGUCAUGACUGGUAUGUUGAAUGGAGUGCUAAAGAAGUCGCAAAGGAAUGCGUGGUUUGAAGUAAACAAUCAAAUACUCAAUGCAUUGUUUACACUGAUGUGUUUGUAUAAUCAUCCAAAGAGGUUCUACCACCUUGUACUUUUAUGCAGAUGGAGUCCAAAAGAUAUCAUUAGACUUAGAAAUGAGUACUGCAAGAAUGGAACGUAUAAGCCGCAUGAAUGGAUGCACAUGAUGGUAGUGGUGAUUCUUUUUCAUUUGAACUGCUUUGCUCAAUAUGCACUUUGUGGUCUAAACUGGGGGUAUAAACGAUCUCAGCGCCCAGCCAUCGGAGUUGGAAUAUGUAUAUCUUUUGCAAUUGGUGCGCCUGCGAUUGCUGGUCUAUAUACCAUUCUUAGUCCACUAGGUAGAGAUUAUGAUUCUGGAACGGACGAAGAAUCGCAGGUUCAAAUCUCAGCUACUACUCUAAAGCAAGAGCAGAUGAGAAUGAAAUCAUUUGAGAAGAAAUAUUCAUUUGCAUCUCGAGAUCAACAAAGGACUGCCGAAAGUAGACCGCAGUGGAGCGGAGGAAUACUCGACAUAUGGGACGAUAUCUCUCAAGCAUAUCUAUCGCUUUUCUGUACUUUUUGUGUAUUUGGUUGGAAUAUGGAGAGACUUGGUUUUGGAAACAUGUAUGUUCACAUUGCCACUUUUAUGCUGUUCUGUAUGGCACCCUUUUGGAUUUUUAUCUUGGCUGCUGUUAAUAUCGAGGAUGAUACCGUUAGGCAAGCUCUAGUAGGUGCCGGCAUCGUUCUAUGCUUUUUCGGUUUACUCUAUGGUGGCUUUUGGAGGAUCCAAAUGAGAAAGAGGUACAAUUUACCUACUUAUGAUUUCUGUUUCGGCAAGCCUUCAGUUUCCGAUUGCACACUUUGGCUAUGCUGUUGUUGGUGCUCUCUUGCUCAAGAAGUGCGGACAGCGGACGCCUAUAAUAUCGUAGAAGAUAAAUUCUUCAGCAAAGAAAUUAAAACUGUUGACCAACUUCAAAUUUCACCAUUGCAUCGCGAAGGUGUCACAUCAACCAAACCCGACACUAGUUCUCCUUUGGGUGUCAACUCUUCUCCUUCGACAUUCAAACCGUCGAGUCCUCUAAGUUCGAGCAGUUUCUUUAUGGGAUAUCGUAGUCCAGAAGGACCACUAUCUUCAGUAAAAGAAGAGCUUUCUGAAAAAGAUAAAGAAGUAACAAUGAAUCCACCAACUCCACCAUUGAUACAAAGACAAUCUCCUUAGUUCUGUGCAUCCUAACUCAUGGUUUUUUACUCUUUCACCCUGCUCAUACUCGUUUAUAUCGACUGUGUAUUUGAGGAGCUGCGUUUUAGCUGUUGAUUUAUCAGCUGCAUCAUGUAAUUGAUUUAGUAAAUGUCUGUAUCAAAUCAAAGUAUUUUCUUUCUUGUUUGAGGCUUUCUUUACAUCCACAUGAAAUGAUUGUAGAGAGCAUUGUACAGUACAUUCUUAAACUAUGUGUUCCUUCUUGUGAAAGUUCAAUUCAUGAAUGUAGAUAAGCAACCAGGUUUUGUUUUCAACUUUCUAUAUUGGAUGAAAUGCUUGUAUAGCUUUCCUUGUUCUAUCCAAGAAACAACCUACAUAGUUUGUAACAAUGAUGCGUGCAUGAAUUUGUUGA
This is a messenger RNA of Cicer arietinum (chickpea), 2441 nucleotides long. RefSeq lists its product as uncharacterized. Gene Ontology annotation, molecular function: cyclase activity. Gene Ontology annotation, biological process: sesquiterpene biosynthetic process. The record is from RefSeq and is a predicted model, not a curated record. NCBI's taxonomy places the organism in Eukaryota, Viridiplantae, Streptophyta, Magnoliopsida, Fabales, Fabaceae.